GGAAGACAAAACAAAAAUACGGGUGCAUUGUGGGUAAUUUUAAUGGCGGACCAAAUUUUUUCAAAUAUUUUAAAAUUUGAAAUAUUUUCAACGAAUUAUGGCAUGAUGCAUUGGGGCAUUUGAAUAGCAGGGGAACUUCAUGGUUUCAUGUGAAGAUUUCCAUAAUCCAAGAUGACCAUGCACAAUAUGGAAGCUGGGAGUAGUGAUGUAGAUGCUUGGAUUGAAGAGGAAAUCCAGCGUCAGUUGGAUGCACUAUCACCACAUCUGUUAGACGUGGGAGAAGAUGAGCCAAAUGUUGACGAAGAAUCAAUUGAAAGCAAUGAUAAUGAGGAAGAGGAAAUGCCUGAGACAUUCAUGUCAUUCAUCAAUCACGUCCAACAUCAGACAGUUCAUGCAGAGCAACAACUGGAAGAGUGUGAUACCAUCAUUCAAGAUGCAGACAAAAAGUUGACUAAUGUAGAUUCCCGCAAGGUUUAUGGUUUACUGCAGGAGCUAGCGAAAGAACAGGGAGAUGAUGAUCCACUUACAUUCAGAGAAAGGAUGUUAAAUGAAAUUGAUGAAGAUGAUAAGAAAGGUUUUGAAAUUGAUGCUUCUCCAACAACCGAAGCAGUAAAGAUUGAGAGAGAUACUAAAGUAUCUGAUACACCAAGACUUGACGAUGAUGAUGAUGCAGAUGGUGAGAGCACUAGUGCAAUAGAACUCAAAGCUCUGGAACAACUCAAAGAAUUAGAAGAGAAACAUAAAGAGAGAGAACUCAGGCGGAAACAGGAAGAAGAGACUAGAAUGCAAGCUCUAAAGAUAAAAGAAGAAGAAAUUAUGAAAAGACGUCAAGAGAAAAUAGAGUUAUUGAAAAUCCAAGAAAGAGAAAUGGCUGAAGAAAGGCAGAAAAAAGAGGAAGAGCUCAAAGUACAACAGCAGGAGGAAAUCAGUAAAAAUGAAUUAAUUCAGAAACAGUUCGAUGCCCAACAGAAAAAAGAAGAAGAUGCUCGAGUAAAAGAACAAGAACAGUUGGCUAGAGAGAAAACUGAACUAGAAAAAACAACAUUAAAGAAGAAGAAUUACUCAGCUUCUAGAAUCCAGGCAUUCUUCAAAGGCAACAAGGAUCGGAAGAUGUAUGGAGAAAUCAUAAAACAGAAGAAAGCUGAGAGGAGACGAGAACAAGAGUUGAAAAGAGUGAAGGAAAUAGAACAAGAGAGAGCCGAACAUGAGAGAAGGACGAAACUCAUGGCAGAGGAAAAGGAAAGACAAGAGCUAGAGGAUCAGAGAUUGAAAGCAUUAGAAGAGAAACGUAAGCAACAGGAACUUGAAGAGAUUGAAAAGAAAGAGAAAGAGAGAAAGAAAGAGGAAUCAGAAAGACUGAGAAAGGAAGAAGAAAUUAGAAAGCACAAAGAAGAGGAAAUAAAAAAGAAAGAGGAAAAAGAAAGACUUGAACAGGAAAGAAAAAGAGAAGAAGAGCAAAUCAAAAAAGAAGAAGAGGAGAAAAGGAAAAUUGAAGAGGAAAAGCAACGUAGAAUUAAAGAAGAAGAGGAAAAGAGAAGAAAGCUUGAGGAAGAAGAGAGGCUCAGAAAAGAAGAAGAACUGAAAAGGCAACAAGAAGAAGAACAGAGAAGAGAAGAGGAACAAAGAAAACAACAAGAACUUGAGAAUCAGUUACUGGAAGAAGAAAGAGCUAGGAAAGAAGAAGAGGCCAGAUUGCUUGCAGAGUCCCUGUCUCCAAAGUUAGAGAAAUGCAGGAUUGCUUGGAUGGAGUCCUGUAAACCUUGGAGUAAAAUCCAGAGUUUGUCCAAGACACGUAAACUAAGAACUAGUAGGAAGCCACGAAGACCUUCAUCAUCAAAGGUGCAGGUGACCAUUCCACAUGAAAGCAUAUUGAAGGCAGCUAAGGUCUCCGCAUUGGCACAGGUGACUACAGUUGAACUUCAUGAUCUACCGGGGUCCAGCCUGAGCUCUCUGGGUCAAUGUUUGAGACUGAAGCACCUGGUUGUGAACAACUCUUACCUGGUGGCAGUUGAAGGCCUUGAAAAUUGUCACCAAUUGCAGUAUUUAGACUUAAAGCAAAAUUCUGUGGAAUAUUUGGAUCUUAACAACCUGAAAUACCUGUGGUAUCUUGACUUGUCUAACAACAGUCUAGCUUCCAUACAUGGUCUGGAGGAGACUAGUGGUAUUAAGUACCUCAAUUUGGCACACAAUAAGAUAAGUAGACUCGGAGGUCUAGGGGGUUUAAAGCAACUUCACACAUUAAACGUAUCCUUCAACCAGCUUAUAAAUACAAGGGGUCUAAGUGAAGUACCCGCAAUGCAACAUCUUGACGUAUCUCACAACCACCUGGCAGCAAUAGAUGAACUAGAAGAUCUCUGCUUGUUACAAACUCUUAGAGCAGAAGGAAAUAGCAUUCAGCAAGUCCCGAAUUUAAAGAACCAAGUAUUAUUACAAGAGCUCCUUCUACAAGAGAAUAAUGUCUCAACAAUACAGGGUGUCUCAGAAAGUUGGCUCCCAUUGCUCAGCACACUCAAUCUUAACCAAAACAAUCUCUCUACACUUGGAGACCUAAGUCACUGUAUUAUGCUGAAGACUGUUGACCUUGGGAGCAACAUGAUCAUGAAUACUGAUGAUUUCUUGCCACAAUUGGCUGAGUGCAAUAACCUUCAAGAUUUAACAAUAGAUGACGUAUUGGAUCACAUGACAACAUGGUCAAAACUACCCUCUUUAGUACAUUUAAAUGGUUUAGAAAAACCUGCCGAAUUUAAGACAGAAAAUAACAAAAGACUACGAAGUAAUUUUGAGAAAGUUUGCCAUAUGCAGAUAGAGGGUUACAGAAAUCUAGUACAAACAUAUGAGAACUCUAUCAAAAGUCUCCCAGGUAGACCCAACACUCUUCCAACUAAAGCUCAGCACCAGCAGUCAUUUUACACUCAGUCCCAUACACUAGCAGAGGAGGACCGGUACAUGCAUGAGUAUGGGGACAUAACAAGACAGUCUCAAGACAAUAACAAGAGUUUUGACAAUGUUCUAGACUCUAACAACCAAGAAAAAGAACCAAUUGAACAAGAGAAUCACAGUGUAGGAAGUAAAUCAAGUGAAGAACUAGCAGCUAUUAGAAUCCAGAGCCAUUGGCGGGGUUAUGUGGUAAGAAGGGAUAUAGACUACCACACAAAGCUAUGGUUAGCUGCCACCAUUAUUCAGUCAGCAUGGAGGGGAUAUUACACACGAUUGGCUGUCAGAGCACUUCGGGAACAAAGUAUUAUUAUGUCAUACAAUGUGGAUAUAAAGACAUUGGAAUCGUCAGCAGUAAAAAUUCAGGCACUUUGGAGAGGCUAUUGUUUAAGAAAGAAACUCCAGCAAGCCUAUAUGUAUGCCAAGCUUGAUGAUGAUGAAGAUCUUAACAUGGACCUUGAUAUGAAUAUGUUCAACUUUAAUGAGGCAGAGCUUGACCAGGAAUGGCUGCCACCUGAAACACCACAACUCUUACAUAAGCCUCCAGUUUUAAGGAAGAUUUCACCAUCAAGGGACAGGGGCCAUACUCCUAAUGGACACCAUGUGCCCCGUCCACCUUUGCCCCGUCCUCCAAGUGCCCCGAGAAGAGCAUGGAGAAACGCAGACUCCCCCAUAUCUGUGUCAACUGGGGAAGAGAUAGAUCAGGUGCAAAUCGAAAACACGCCAAAGCAUUCAUCAAACAAUAUUCUUGGGAACGCAGGUUCCAGACUCCCAGAAGGAUAUGACCCCCAACAGAAACCCCCCAGGCCCCCCUCGUCAAUCCUGAGUGGAGCCGACACACAUCGUUCACACCUUUCAAGGAAAGAAGAAAAAAUGUCUGAAGAAUGGGGAUUUAAAGAUGGCAGGACUGCAGAACUAAUGUAUAAGAGAGCAAAAAAGUUGCAGUAUAACUCUCAACGAAAAAAGAAGUUGGGACAACUCGACCCAAAGCAGAGACUGGCCCUUGUUAGAAAGCUGGAAGAGACAACGCAUCAAGUUGUAACAGCUAGACCACCAGCCAGGAAGAUACCUUCUAGGUUAAACUACUUUGCAGCUAAAGAGGAAGAGGAGAGAAAGCGAAAGAUUUUAAAGUCUGAGAAAGAUCUGGAUAAGAACAAUAGAGUCUUUGAAUGGGUCCACACCCAAGUAGGCAGUCAUGAUGUGUCAGAUUCAAAGAUCAACCAGGGAAUGAAGAAGAGAUUCUCAAGUGAAAGCAACCUUCCCAAAAUGGAUGCAGAACUAGUCGCUGGUGGGAGAGUCUCUCUUGUUGCCAGUCCAUUAGCUUUGGAAUCAGUGGAUGAUAACAACUCCACAAGGUCAAGGUCACGCAGCAGACGACAUUCAGAUGACCUAAGUCCAAGAGGUCGCCUUGACCUGCCACCUAUAAAAACCAAUUCAGCACCAUCUAUGAAGAUCAAAGAGAGAAAUACAAUGUACUCUUGGCGAAUGCCAGUGAAAAAUAAUGAUGUUGGUUGGGGUGGUGGACAAAAGAGAUCUAAUAGUAAAAGAUGAUACUCAUUGUUAAAAGUUAUUUGCCAAUGCCUAUAAACAAAUAAUUUAUCUUACAUAUGUGAGCUGUCAUUUGUCUGUAGUAGGCCUGGAAAUUUUUUAAAACGUGUCCAGUUUACUUGGGUUCAACCCAAGAUAAGAAACAGAGCCAUGAUAUUAUUUAAGGUCAUAUACCGGUGGUGGCUUCCUUUAAUAUUCAUUUCAAUUGAAAAAUGGAACAUGUCGUUUUUAGGACUUUAUAUUGCAUAAUUAACCUUUAAAUAAAUGAAGCAAAAUCUGAUUUUUAGAAAACAGAUAUGACAAGGAAUGCUGUGAGCAAAAUAAGAAUACAAAAGUUUUUCAACUGUUUUUUUUAUAAUUUAUUAAAGUAUAUGUGUGGUGGUGUAAGCCAGUUUUAAACUAGCAUUCCAGUAGCAUAGGUUCCAGCUUGAAACAAGGACACUAUGAUUUAAAUAAAACUGUCUUUAAAAAUCUAGUCUUUUGCAUAAGUUAUUGUGAACACUCGUAUGUCAAGUAUUCAGAAUGGGCACAACAUGAACAAUUUCUGUACAGGUUGUACAGAUGGUCUGUGCAUGUUGCACAAAUGAACUGUACAGGUUGUACAGAUGAACUGUACAGGUUGUACAGAUGGUCUGU
Molecule: messenger RNA, 5118 nt
Organism: Owenia fusiformis
Lineage: Eukaryota; Metazoa; Annelida; Polychaeta; Sabellida; Oweniidae
Source: the annotation of a GenBank genome assembly